UUGCCUGUGGGUGACUAAUCGCACAAUAACAUUGUUUUGGGGGCUGGAAUAAAGUCGGAGCUGUUUACCCCCACUCUAUAGGGGUUCAAUAUAAAAAGCCGGACGGAGAGCCGUCCGAGCCAGACGCCUUCCUGCACCGGCGCUGCCAGCUCGACCCGGGCUGCGCCGCUGUCCCCGCGCCCUGCCUCCCGGGCUGCCCGCGCCGCUCUCGCCGCUGGCUGAGCGAGGUCUGCGCCUAGAGCUCAGCAACCGGAGGCGAUCGGGGACACCGGACGUCGUCCUCUCCGUUUUGCAUUGACUUUCCUUUGCAAUCGAGUUUUUUUUCUUCUUCUUCUUUUCCUUUUUUUUCUUGUUUUUUUUUUUUCCCCCUUCUUCUUUUGAUCCCCUUGCAGAAUGGAUUAUCUUCCCGUGGUCUUCUCCCUGCUGUUGGUGGCUUUCCAGGGAGCUCCAGGGACAGCUGUCCUGGGAGCAGAGCUCAGCACCCAAGCUGAGAAUGGAGGGCAGAGGACCCCUCCCAGCACCUCCUGGAGACCCCGAAGGUCCAAGCGUUGUUCCUGCUCUUCCUUGAUGGACAAGGAGUGUGUCUACUUCUGCCACCUGGACAUUAUCUGGGUCAACACUCCCGAGCGCGUUGUUCCAUAUGGCCUGGGAAGCCCUUCCAGGUCCAAGCGUUCCUUGAAGGAUUUACUUCCUACCAAGACCACAGACCUCGGGAAAAGAUGUCAGUGUGCGCACCAAAAAGACAAGAAGUGCUGGAACUUCUGCCAACCAGGGAAAGACCUUGGAGCCCAAAACACCAUGCAGAAAGGCUUGGACGACGACAAGAAGAGAAAAGGCUGUUCCAGGCUGGGAAAGAAGUGUAUCUAUCAGCAGCUGGUGGAAGGAAGAAAACUCAGAAGGUUGGAGGCCAUCAGCAACAGCAUCAAGGCAUCUUUUCGCGUUGCCAAGUUGAAAGCUGAACUCUAUAGAGACCAGAAGUUGAUACACAACCGAGCCCAUUGACCAGAGAGCUUCUCGGUGUCUUGGAAGCCGUUACUUCCAUAGAGAAAGUCCCAUGGCCAACUCUGAACUCUCCAUGCUGUCUGGGAUCUUAGCAAGAACAUCUGUCCAGCUUCUACAGUUGCUUGUUUAGACUGGCAAAGGACCAGCACCCUUGUUCCAAACAUUCCAAGAAAGGUUGAGGUGUUCCCUAACCUGUCUUCAUUUGCAUCUGCUGGUAGCGAACUGCUUUUUGCCUCUUCUUGCUGCUUGGGAAUGAGAGUGGACCUCUCAGAGAAUGGAGACAUGAUGCCAUUCUAGGGUGCCAUCAUCCAGAGAGCAAGGAGAUUCCACACCAGGGUGGAGUUUCAGCAGAAAGUCCUUAGGGAGUGUUUGUGUCUGACUCAGGCGCCUGGCACUUUUCAGGGAGAAACUCCAAAGUCCAUGCAAAAAUUUCUGAGGAAUGCACAAAUUGAAAACAUACUCGAAGGACAAACACUUGAGUUAAAAAAAAAAAAAAGAAAGAAAGAAAAGAAAAGAGGACAAAGACUUUUUUUUUUAAGUUGUAAAAUGCAAAACUCAAAGCAACUGUUACUACUGUACAUUAGGAUGUGUUUCCUGAACAUGAGUCUACCUCACUUUACUGCACUGUCAUGCAUAGUUCCCACCUUUAAUUAUUCCCUCCUUAUACUCUCUCCUCUUCUGCCAACAAGCUCUCCAUCCCCUGUACUGAAUCCUCACCUCAUAGAAGUCUGGUCCAAUUCGUCAGUCAGUAGUAGAUUUCCAUGCUAAUUUCCAUGCUAAUCUGCUAAACUCUGCUCUAUGAGAAAAAGGAUGAUGGAAUCAGGCCCCUACCCUUGUGACCUUGGGAAGCACAAUGGUUUUUUGUGAACAAUGUUUAAAAUCUGGUUGUGCCUUAUAGGAGUAAAAGUACGUUCCCAUCUGUAACUGGCUAAUGGAAGAGGAUAGAUUGAACUUUGGUGUACUUAUUUUUUUUAUAGAUAUUUAUAUUCAAACAAUUUAUUCCUUAUAUUUACCAUGUUGAA
Messenger RNA from Psammomys obesus (fat sand rat), 2024 nucleotides. It is a transcript of the gene Edn1, whose product is annotated as endothelin 1. Gene Ontology annotation, cellular component: extracellular region. Bases 394 to 1002 code for a protein of 202 amino acids. Gene Ontology annotation, biological process: regulation of systemic arterial blood pressure by endothelin; intracellular calcium ion homeostasis; vein smooth muscle contraction. NCBI's taxonomy places the organism in Eukaryota, Metazoa, Chordata, Mammalia, Rodentia, Muridae. The record is from RefSeq and is a predicted model, not a curated record. The transcript has 5 exons. Gene Ontology annotation, molecular function: endothelin A receptor binding; hormone activity; endothelin B receptor binding.